AUUCCACAUUGACAGCUGAAACUCUAGCUCUAUAAAAGAGUCGAGUAGCAUGCAGUACAGUGCAGUACAGUGUAGCUAAACUAGUACUUGGAUAAGAUGGUCUAUAAGUACUUUCUCAGCUACAAGUCUCAAUAUUAGUUAUUGUGGUUUCAACUGCUGCAGCUCUCACAAAUCAACAGCUCCUUUAGUGCAGUACCAUGAGUGUUUAUCAGCGAGGCUCUCAACUACAAAAAACUACUGCUACUAGUGACACUGGUGUAUGUCAGUUCACUUCAGAGGAGCUAAGUCGACUUUGCCUGAGGCACAAUGCACACGUUGCAUAUCGUGGAAAAGUAUACAAUGUUAGUUCAUUUGUGGCCCAACACCCUGGGGGCAUGGACCAGAUCUUGAUGGGAGCAGGCAGGGACAUCACUCAAGUUUUCGACUCAUAUCACCAACACGACACUGCAGCGAAAAAUCUGGACAAGUACUAUGUGGGGGAGCUUGUAGAUAACAAGCUUCCUGUUUUUCCCAAAGAAGGAAAGUUUUACAGUACCAUCAAGAAGAGAGUUGCUGAUUACAUGGAGGCCCACAAGUUGGACCCAAAGAUAAACUACUGGACCUUCCUCAGGCACACCAUUUUGUUUGUCUCAGUAUUCUCUAGCUGGUACGCUGCAGUGUCAAUGGAAUAUGGCGUUCUAAUGCAUCUUUUGUUCACAAUGUUAUGGGGUGUGUUGUCUGCUUUGGUUGGAUUAACCUGUUAUCAUGACGCCAGUCAUUUCACCAUAACUCAUAAGCCGUGGGUAUGGAAGGUUGUCAUGACAAUAUCGGAGAGUGUUAACGGGACAUCUUCUUAUUGCUGGUGGUACCAACACGUGUUUGGUCAUCAUCUGUACACAAACAUCAACAAAGCAGACCCGGAUAUUUACACCAGACCAGAUAAACCUCCGUCUAUUUGGAGAAUCAAAUCUGCCCAGAAAUUGAUCGGUCACUAUGCCUACCAGCACAUGUACAUGCCGUUUGUAUACACAAUGCUCGGUGUGAAAAUGCGAUUACAAGACUUCCACACAAUCUGUGUACUUCGGAAAAGUUUUAUCAGGAUGAACCCUCUCAGUGUCUCCCAGUGGACCACCUUUGGUGUUGGCAAGGCUGUACAUGUUGCUAUGAGAUUCAUCAUUCCUUGCUUCUACAUGACAUUCGGAAAAUUGGUUGUUAUGAACAUUCUGUACGACAUGGUCUACGGCUACUGGUUGGCACAGCUCACUCAAGUCAAUCAUGUGACUGAGGAGGUGGAAUGGCCAGAACCUGACACUAACAACGUAAUUCAUCAGGAAUGGGCUGAGAUGCAGGUGCGGACCACUCGUGACUACUGUACAGACAGCUGGGUGUGGUACUUCCUCUCCGGAGGGCUGAAUCAUCAAACAGCACACCACCUGUUCCCUGGAAUACUGCAGUCUAAUUAUUGGUGGAUUACGCCCAUCGUCAAGGAGACAUGUGCAGAGUUUGGAAUACAGUAUAACGGAAGUUCUUCGUUUAAAGAUGCACUCUCACGUCAUUUCAGCUACCUCCGGAAAAUGGGGAAAGAGGGUCCGGAAAUGGAGUAAUCAGAACAUGAUAUGCUUAUUGAUGAUUUAAUGUGAAUGAUGUUGUUAGUACAGUGUAAGUUAUAAGGUAUGAACAUAUACUGUAUUACAGGUCAAAAACAUAUAAUAAUUGUGCAUUUUGAUAAUAUCUAACUA
This is a messenger RNA of Halichondria panicea, 1718 nucleotides long. RefSeq lists its product as uncharacterized. Lineage: Eukaryota; Metazoa; Porifera; Demospongiae; Suberitida; Halichondriidae. The transcript has 15 exons. The record is from RefSeq and is a predicted model, not a curated record. Bases 198 to 1583 code for a protein of 461 amino acids. Gene Ontology annotation, molecular function: oxidoreductase activity, acting on paired donors, with oxidation of a pair of donors resulting in the reduction of molecular oxygen to two molecules of water. Gene Ontology annotation, cellular component: membrane. Gene Ontology annotation, biological process: lipid metabolic process.